ACUCUCCUUUCAAAAGUUAUCGUGUUAACGGCCGGACGGACAUACUGACCGAUUAUAGUAGUGUACUCACUUUUUGAGUACACUAAAAAAGACAAUUCUCAUAUUCCACAUCUGCAUACUCAGCCUAAUCGCAGAUGCUUAGUAAUUCGUGAUUAAAAAAAAAAAGUCAAUACAAAUUAUAUUCAUUUAUGUAGAAGAUUAUUUACAUUGGAGAUUUGUCUUUCAUUACGGUUCGCUAUCGAUUUCACAACUUUCUUGUAAACAAAGAUUUACAAUUGUUAAAUCAAAUCACAACUAAUUUUCAAUAAGAUUUUUUAAAACAUAAGUUUAUUCUUUGAAGAAAUUAUUAUUAUGCAAAAUUUUAUAGAAAUUGAAAGAAUGCAAAACAAACAUUCAUUUAUCCUUAAAUAUUAAUAUCUAUAUAUAUUUGUUUUUGUACAAAACAUUUUUAAAUGAGAUAUUAUAUUUUAAGUCGAACAAUAUUUUUUUUUUUUAAAUAAAAUAAUUAGUAUAACUUUAUGUGAAUCAAAUUGAAGUGUAAAUAACAUCUAAUACUGAAAUAAAAUAUAAAUAAAAUUUGUUUCUUCUCUUUCGAUUUUUAUCAUUGUAUUAAAAUCCUUUCCUAAAUAUUUAAUCUGUAGUUAAUGUGAAUAUAAAUAAUAAUUUUAGUUAAUAGUUUUUUUCUAUAAUGACUAAUUUUAUCGAUAUAAGUCAAGAUUAUGAUUACUCAUAUUUCAACUAUUUUUUAGUUUCUCUAUUUGUGAACAGAUUAGUUAUGGUAACUAUAAAAUUGAUCAAACGAAUUAAAUGCUAUCGACAAUGAAGAAUUUCAAUCUUUAAUUGAUUUUUUUUAUCAAUAUAAAAAUAGAUUAAAUCUCAAAUCUAUUUCGAUCGAAACAUUUAUUUAGCUCGUAUCUCUUCUUCGAGAAUUUUUAGUUCAAUUGACUUGAAACUUUUGCUUUACUAAAGGACGAUGGAAAUUUUUCUAAUUUUACCAUACAUUCGUUCAAUGAAGAGUUAUUUUUAUUCAGGUUAAAACAUUAUUCAUAGUUUAUAUUCUUAAAAGAUAAGAAAUUUUUUUAAAAAUUAUUUUAAAGUAUUUACAACUGAUGUGAACAAAGAACUUUGAUCAUAUGUGAGCUAUUAAAAAACUAUAAUUUUUUCAAUUAAUUUAUACUAAUAUCAAUUGAUUAAAACUUCUACUAUAGAUGCAUGUCUUGUUAACUUUUUCUCAUAAACAAAAUUAUGAAUAUACUAAAAUGAUUUUCGAUACUAGCUCUUCUGUAAAUGUAAACUGUGAAUAUUAAUUUGUCAUAAAUAGAAAUAUCAACUCAUUAUACUAAAGUGCAAGGCUCUCAAUUGUUUUUACAAAUGGGAGUGGCUGAUUUUUUUUGACAGACACCAUUCGGUAGUUUUCUCGCAGAAAUUUAUUUCUGUCCAAAAUUUUUAUAAGUAAUUCAGUUGAACUUAUUUUGACUAGAGUUCAUGAGGAAUUUGAAUUUGCUGCAAAUUCGAAUCGCUUAUACCGCUAUAGCGGUAUAGUGGUAUACCGGUCCUCAAGACCUGUUUUUGAAAAAAAAAUUUUUUUUAAUGCAGAAACAGACUGUUUGAGAAAAAAAAAUUUCGAAAACACCUGAAAUUUUUUUUUUGGAUAGCUUUUUUAACGCAGAAACACACUAUUUGAGAAAAAAAAAAGUUUUUUUGAAAAACAGGACUUGAGGACCCCUACCUACACUCACACUCUAAGAUACGUGCAUACCUCUAUAUAACGAUUUUGUCGCAAAUUCAUUUUUUUUAAAGAAAUUGAAUGUGUCACAAAAUCAAAUUCCCCAUCAUGUAACUCGAUCCAUUAUGUCAGGGAUUGACUACUUCAAAGCCUAAUUGAGAUAUACCUAUGGUUGUGCUCAUCUUUUUCACCUCUGAAUGUACUGUUCCAAAACAAAGUGCAAGAUGAAGAUGAGACAAAGCGAAUACGUCUUUUCAUGUUUUUUUUUUUCCAUAACUUGUACAUCUUUGUUCUAUUGGUGCAUAAAUAUAUAUCCGUUUUUUUCGAUGAAAGUCUAAUUCUAAAUAUCAGUUUCGAUGAUAUCAUUCAAAUCACCAUCUUUUGACUGUUUAACUUAAUUAUAAUAACUUUGAUAAUCUCUGUUAUUAAACUUAUAAAUUCGAUGAAAUAUAUUUAGAGAAGUUGGAACUUCGAUAAACAUAAGAACUUCAAUACGACAUAUACACAGAAAACGCUCUGACGCCACUAAGUACAUUUUAUAUUUUGAAAGACUAAGUAAUGCAUUACUACUUCUAACUUUACAAACAAUCUAUCUCGUACAUCAGGGUGAACAGAGUCUUUGCACUGAUUGUCAGAUUCAAUAAAUCAACUGUAUUAUGAUUUCAAAUAAGAAACGCAGAUUGUACUGUUUGAUAAUUUUGCCAGAGAUUCCCCAACACCAAAAAAUUUUGCAGACCCGUAACAGCAAAAUUUUGGCAGACACUCUGAAAAAGUGGGGAGGGGGGACUAGCACACCCCAUCCUCCCCCCUCCACAUCGAGAGCCUUGCUAAAGUGUCUUCAGAUUUUAAUCUUUACUAUAAAAUAUAGGAGUUGAGAAUGUAUAACUAAUUUAAUUUGAUUAAGAAGUAAUGGCAAAAAAUAUUAGACUAGUCUCAUUUUUGAAAAAGGUCGAUAUUACUUGACUAGCCAUAAUAGACAAUGGUAUUAUGGUAGAUAUAAGUUAACUUAAGUAAUUGUUCAUAUUUUCUCUUCUAACUAAUUAAAAAUAAAUGCGAAAACAUCGGAUUUACAUUCGAAUGUUAUGUGUACUUCAAAAAGUGAAAAGAUAUCUUUAUCAUCUGAUAAAUAUCUAGACUAUUUGCUUUCUCAUCUGUAGUUUGAGACCUUUUUCGGUAGAUGUUUUAUUAGAAAGGUUCAAAACUAAUAUCAGAUUCGGAAUCACCGAUAAAAACUGAGUUGAUUUAUAUAAGUUGUGAAGAAUUCCAAGAAAAAAAUUUUUUUUUCAAAAAAUCCCUGUACCUCCCCUCUCAAGGAUGGUCAAAAUAAUAAUGACAAUUUUUUCGAUAACUCAGUCAUUCCUUCUCAUUUUUGAACUCGAUCGAGACUGAACUGUAUAGAAAAUUUCAUUAUGAUCAGACUCUCCUUUCGAAAGUUAUCGUGUAAACGGUCGGACGGACAUACUGACCGAUUCUAGAGUGUAUGAACUUUUUGAGUACACAAAAAGAAUCGAUCAUGCCGUAUAUCUUUAUACUGUUUCAAACAAAAAAUAUAUCUGAUGGGUUAGAAGAAUAAAAUUUUAUUAAAUGUUGAAAAAUAGCAUAAAGUGAAAAUUAUGAAAAAUAUUUUUAAAUUCUUCAAAAAUUAUUCGUUGUUUUCUUUUUAAAUCGAGAAUUAUAAAAAAAAUUUUUCUAAAACUCUCGGGAGAAAACUGAUUCUGUAUGGAAUGUAGGUGUGUGUAUGAAAUAAUUAAAGAUUUACAUCCAUACUCUAUUUAUUUCUCAUUCAUUUCUAUUUAAUAUAUGAUAUGAUAGAUUUUCUUACAAUGUGUUGCAUUUUUUUUUUCUUCAGAUAUUUCCAAUUCUCUUCUUUUUUAAUUCAUUGUUUGACUUUUUUUUUAUUCAAAUCAUAAGAAGAGAGAAUGAAAGAAAUAGAGUUACUACUUUUCCAGUUUCUAAAGUAAAACAUUGAUGUGAAGGAUAAUAAAAUAAAUAGCAUAGUCAUUAAACUAUUUAAUGAAGAUAAUCACAAGAAUUUCGUUGAAUUUUUUGUUUCCAAUAAAAUUUCUAUACUAUACGAAUCGAAGAUGGAUAAAAAAAAUUUUUUAUUCACAAGGUUCUCUACAUUUCUCUUUAAUAUUGAAUCAAUCUCAUCUAAAUGAACCUUCUUCAAAUGAAUCAUAAUAAAAAUGAAGAACCUAAAGACAUAGUCUACGAUAAAAUCAUUUUUAAGAGGUUUUUUUUUAAAAGUUGUAAUUUCUAUCGAAACUAGUGUAACUCAAUUAACAUUAUUAAAACAUGGUAUGUUUUGAGAUUAGUUGUUAUGUAAGAUUUUCUUUUUUUUUGAAUAUUAAAGUUUGAUGAUUUCGAAAUCAAAGCAAUUUUUUGAAAGUAUCUCUUGAAUAAUUUGAAUAAUUAAUUAUAAAAUAGUUCAAUGGGUUCUCAUGGCAAGGAAGUCUUAGACAAUUAAAGUUAUUCACCAACUUCUACUAAUAAUUUUAACAUCUUCUAUGGAGAAUGUGGUUUUUUUUUCUAAGUAUCAAUUGUAAACCUUCAAUAGAAUCCAGUUACUGAAAAGUGAUUUUUUUUAACAAAUCAAUUCGAUAUUGUAUGUGAACAUGAGUUUGUCAAUGAGAAUGUAGACCUUCUUCUCAUGAAUAUUUUACAUCCAUACCUUUUUUUUUUUUGUUUUUUAAUCAACUUUUCAUACGAAUAAGUACAAGAAAAUAAUUAUAAUUAGACCAAUAUUUUUGUAGAAUAUAUAUUAUAUGUUGACAUACUCUUUGAAUCAUAAAUUAUUUUAUUCCAAAAAAGAAAAAUAUUUUUUGUAUAGAGUAAUAAAUUUCACUAUAGUUUCUACAUGUCACAAUUGGAUGUUUUACAUUGUUCUUAUUCUUAUGAGUGUAAAAGCUUCGAAAUUUUGAGUUUUUCAAACAAAAAAAGAUGUUACUUUUAAAUUUCACAUAUUAUAUAAUCAAAUUAGAUAAUCAUUUUAAGUUUUAUAGAUAGUAUUUAACUAUAUAACGAGAAUCAAGCAGCAGUAACCACGAUCCAAAAAUUCGCAAUUCAAGAAAUUCAAGAAAUUCAAUGAAGCAGUAUAAUACAGAGAGUUAUCAGUCUAAGGUAUGAUGGAAUUCAAGUUAUUCAAGAAAUUCAAGGAAUUCAACAAAGUGAUGCAAGACAGGCACUUAUAAGCCUCAAGUAAGAUGGAAUUCAAGAAAAUCAAGCAAUUCAAGAAAUUGUUGCGUGCGGGUGUGAGGUGUGAAUGAAGAGUGUGGAUGUGGAGUGCGUGUGGGUAUGGGCGUGGAUAUGGAUGUCGGUUUGUCCAUAGGUUAAAAAUAUAUUGACACCGACAUCCACAUGCUGCAAUUUCUUGAAUUUCAUCAUACCUUAGACUGAUAACUCUCUGUAUUAUACUGCUUCAUUGAAUUUCUUGAAUUGCUUGAAUUUCUUGAAUUUCUUGAAUUCCAUCAUACCUGAAACUGAUAACUCUCACUGUUAUACCACAUUAUUGAAUUUCUUGAAUUGCCAAUUUCUGGAUCGUGGUUAGAUCUCGAAUCAAGAGUUCUUAAAGAUCAUUCAAACUUCUUUAAAUCAAUCUAUUACAACUCAUUUUCUUUUAUUUUUGAUUACCUCAACAAAAAAAAAUAGUGUGAUUUUUAAGCUAUGAAAAAGAAAUACAAUAAAAUAUUGAUUUAAAUUUCGAAGAUAUUUACUGUAGUGAUAAAGCAUUAUAUAGAUAAUUGCAUUGAGAAAUUUCUUAGACUAGAAAAUUAUGGAAUGACUUUUCUAUUCUCAGUUUCUAUCAAUUGAAUUUUUGAUUACAAAAGAAUGACAGCAUCAUUUUCAAAAAAUGUAUUUAUGUGAUUAAUUAUAAUCUGUAGAUCAUAAUGGAGUAAGUAUAGAAAAAUAAUUUAAAUAAACAAAUGUAUAAUUUAACAUAUAAAAAAGGAUUUUUUUAAUUGUCACUUUAACUAAAAGAAGUAUGAAUGAAGAUUUCUCUGUAUUUAAUGAUUGAAAUACUUCGUUUUUUUCAUAGAUACCUGCCGAGUUUAUUUCAUCGUUUUUUUUUUCUUCUUUCAUUGAAAGAAGAGCGUUAUGAUUUCUCAUUCUCUGAUUCUAAUUUCUUACAAUUUCAUGUUAAAACACUUCUGUCUUCUCUUCCUCAAUAUCGAAAGAAUUUUUACUAAAUCUUUUUUUUUAGUGUACUCAAAAAGUGAGUACACUACUAUAAUCGGUCAGUAUGUCCGUCCGGCCGUUAACACGAUAACUUUUGAAAGAAGAGUCCAAGCGCGACGAAAUUUUCUAUACAGUUCAGUCUUUACAAUGUCUCGGUCGAGAGAAGAACGAUGAGAAGGAUCCGUCGAGAAAUGACUGAGUUAUAAAAAAAAUUGUGAUUUUUCACCAGACCAUCCCUGAGGAGGGGGGGUACAGGGAUUUUUUUCUAAAAAAAAUUUUUUUCUAAUAAUUAUUCACAAAAUACAUAAAUCGACUCAGUUUUUAACGCUGAUUCCGAAUCUGAUAUUAGUUUUGAACCAAAUUAUAGCUUCCUAACAAAACAUUGCCUGAAGAAGGUCUCAAAAUGCCAAAAAACUGCAUCCAGAGACCAAACAGCCUAGAUGUGUCUCAGAUGAUCAGUAGUUUUGGGGUUUCCCAAAUGCCUGAUUUUGUAGUUAGUCAAAAGGACUGUUGAGAGGUAAAAACUCGAACUCGAUAGCUAUUAAUAUUGGUGAUGUAUUAGGAAAAUACUGAUGUUUGCAUCUCUGAUAUAUCUCUUAUAGAUUGAUGAGGUUGAUAACGAUCGUAAUCCUGCUAGAUAGAAGCACAAAUCCAUUGAAAACUAACUCUUCUUAGCUAAUUUUCCAAGGUAAACACGAAUCUGAACUCAAUUUGUGUGAUUUCUAAAGAUAUUCAAUAACUCUGAUAAUAGAGUCAGUGGUCACCGUCUAGGGUUGCAUAGAGUGUAGUCCAUACUAACUUCGCACUCCUAUAUUUUCUCCUUGCAAUUUAGUGAUAAAAAAACAUAGUGAAUAUACCUUUUCACUUUUCUUCAGUACACAUAACACUCGGAUUUAAAUCCGAAGUUUUCGCAUUUAUUUUUAUUCAAAUAUUUCGUUUCAUUAUUUUUUAAAGAUGAUUUAAAAUAAUUUUUGUUUUUAUUAAUAUAUGUUUAAUGAAUUAAUAAUGUUUGUUUAAAUUUAAACACUAAAAUUAAACCAUAGAUCGAAGUAUUGAAAUGUUCGAAAAGAUAUAUAAAUCGAUCAAAUACAAUGACGAACAAAUAACCAGUAUAUAAAUAAACAGAUGAUAUCAUAGAUUAGUUCAUAUUAUUGUAAACAUUUUUCUUCGAGAUUAUUUAUUCGUUGUUAUUUUUAUUUUAAAAAAAUGUCCAAAAUUAAAACGAUAACAUUAUUAAAAUCGACAACAUCUAUCAAAAAAAAUUUUCAAAUAAAAUAACUAAAGAUCCAAAUGCACCAAAACGAUAUCGAACAGCUUACAUAUUAUUUUCCGUUGAAAAACGUGAUGAAAUUAAAAAUGAAAAUCCAGGAUUAUUAUCAAAAGAAAUUAUAGCAGAACUUGGUGCACAAUGGAAAGCUGCUGAUGUUGCAACUAAACAACGUUUUCAAAAAUUAUCAGAUACUGAAAAAGUUAAAUAUGAAGAAAAAAAUGGCCGCUUACAAAAAUGA
This is a messenger RNA of Rotaria sp. Silwood2, 7410 nucleotides long. NCBI's taxonomy places the organism in Eukaryota, Metazoa, Rotifera, Eurotatoria, Philodinida, Philodinidae. The record is from the annotation of a GenBank genome assembly.